Messenger RNA from Panicum virgatum (switchgrass), 498 nucleotides. Its product is annotated as calcium-dependent protein kinase 21-like. Lineage: Eukaryota; Viridiplantae; Streptophyta; Magnoliopsida; Poales; Poaceae. The transcript has 3 exons. Gene Ontology annotation, molecular function: calcium ion binding; enzyme regulator activity. Bases 1 to 498 code for a protein of 165 amino acids. The record is from RefSeq and is a predicted model, not a curated record.
AUGAAGAUCUACGAUUCAGACAUCCUGGAGGCGGUGCAGCAUUCUCUGCCCAUGAACAAGUUCAAGAAGAAAGCCCUCGGGGUGGUGGCGCGGAACCUGCCGGUGGAGGAGCUCGACAAGUACGUGCAGAUGUACCACCUGAUGGACAAGGACCACAACAGCAACCUGUCGCUAGAGGAGGUCAAGGAGGGCCUACACAUCAACGGACAGCCGGUGCUGGAGUCAGAGAUCAAGAUGCUGCUCGAGGCCGACUGCGACUUGUUCGUGACCGUGUCGCUGCACCUCAAGAAGAUGACCGACAACGAGUACCUGGCAGCCGCGUUCAAGUACUUUGACAAGGACGGCAGCAGCUUCAUCAAGCUGGAGGAGCUCAGGGAGGCGCUCCGCCCCAGCGACCAGCAGGUCAUCCAGUACAUCAUCCGCGACGUCAACACCGACCAGGAUGGCCGAAUCAGCUACCAGGAGUUCAAGCUCAUGAUGAAGGCAGGCAGCGACUAG